Bombus huntii is the source of this 3229-nucleotide messenger RNA. RefSeq names its product xylulose kinase. The transcript has 12 exons. Lineage: Eukaryota; Metazoa; Arthropoda; Insecta; Hymenoptera; Apidae. Gene Ontology annotation, cellular component: cytosol. The record is from RefSeq and is a predicted model, not a curated record. The coding region runs from base 1030 to 2643 and encodes 537 amino acids. Gene Ontology annotation, molecular function: D-xylulokinase activity. Gene Ontology annotation, biological process: xylulose metabolic process; D-xylose metabolic process.
AUAUAUAAUUUAGGUAUGCGGAUUAAAUGCUCGUUUUGUCAUUUUUUUCUGUCUAGUAGAAUGUCGUAGACGCGUCUAUGCAGUUUGCGCAGUUACGAGUCAAACCGGUUUAAAAACCAGUAUCGCGAAUCCUAUUAAUGUAAAGAAUUUUACUUUUAUUUCCAUCUCUUCAAAAAAUAUCAAAAUGCGCACACUGCCUUUUUUGCGAUAAUUUUAAAUCGCAUUACUUGCAUAACACAUAACUUAAAUCAUAUCCACAACUUUACUGCAUACUUUCAAACGUAAGAUUAUCAUAAAUAUAAUUUUAAAUUCUUAUCACAAUAUGCCUUCAUCUUGUGGUAUUUUACAACAUAAUCUUAUCGUAAUUGAACCAUAUUUUAUAGAAAGAACACGUAUCACAUUCAAGUAAAUACAUGUUUUAUAAAAAGAUACUAGAUCUCUUUAAUUUGCGCUCGGUAAUUUAUAUUCAAAUUCUGACAAUGGCCGAAGGUAGUUUAAUUAUCUUGUGAGAAAUUCUCAGCAGGUGCAGCACAGGUGUACGCUUAUUAUGAACACCAACGUGAUAGAUCAGCCGGUAAAGAAAUUCGGUGUUCCCAGAGAAAGAAAAUUAGUAUCGACGGAAACUUAACCUCUUCGUCGUGGCACGCCGACGAUUCAGUCGCGUACGAAAUGUUAUGGAAAUGUUGUUCCGAGGCCAAAUAACGCUAACUCGAGUAAACUUUCGUCGAGUAUUAAUCUGUCUUACGUAACGAACAGCAUUAUAAUAUUAAUAAUAACGAUAAGAUUACUCCCAUUUAGUCACUUUGCGACGCGAAACAGCGCGUAACGAUGCCUCGGCUUGUGCUGGGAACGAGUGUAGACCACAAACAGACUAGACCGCUCGAACAUUAGUGCCCUGAGCUUGAAACAGGCGCACGGACGUACAGUGAAGUGUAUCUGUUUUUCAAACCUAUCGGUUCCGUUGUAUCUUUGCUACGCCAUAUCUGUUCCACGAUUUCGUCGCAUUGCGUGUCAGUCUACGAUUGAAAUAUGGGCGCUGCUUCAAACGCGACAUACUUAGGGCUUGAUCUCAGCACGCAGCAGUUGAAAGCAGUUGUCGUCGAUAACAAUCUCGCUGUUCUCCAUGAAACCAGUGUACAGUUUGACAAUGAUCUACCAGAAUUUAGAACGUACGGAGGCGUCAUUCAGAAAAAAGCUGAGCCACACGUAGUGGUGGUUCCCACUUUGAUGUGGGUUAAGGCUCUGGACAUGAUUCUCGAUAAGUUGCGCGUGUGUGGCGUCGAUUUUAGCAAGGUGGCCGCUAUUUCCGGAUGCGCACAGCAACAUGGCACAGUUUACUGGGGCAAGGGCAGUCGAAAUCAAUUGCAACAAUUGGAUCCUGCGAAAUUCUUGCACGAACAGCUGGUCACCUCUUUCUCGGUGACAACAUCACCUGUGUGGAUGGAUUCCAGCACCACCAAAGAGUGUAACAUGUUAGACGAGAUCGUCGAUGGCCCAGAAAAAUUGGCGGAGAUAACGGGAUCACGGGCGUACGAAAGGUUCUCAGGGCCUCAAAUAGCAAAAAUAGCACGCACCAGACCGGAAGCCUACAGCAACACUGAGAGAAUCUCUUUGAUUAGCAGUUUCCUGGCUUCCUUGUUUUUCGGCGAUUUCGCGCCGAUCGAUUGGUCCGAUGGCUCUGGAAUGAACUUGUUAAAUAUUCAUACGAAAGAUUGGGAUGACGUCCUAUUAGAGGCUUGCGGUCUUGGUCUACGAGAAAAACUCGGGAAACCAGUUUCCUCGUGCAGCGAUAUCGGUCCAAUUUCGUCCUAUUUCGUCGAAAGAUUUGGCUUCGACGAGGCAUGCCGUGUAAUUGCGUUCACGGGCGACAACUCAGGUUCUCUAAUAGGAAUGAGACUGAAAGAAGGAGAUAUCGCUUGCAGCUUGGGGACAAGUGAUACUCUGUUCUUAUGGUUGAACAAACCGAAAACUGCUUUAGAAGGACACAUAUUUUGCAAUCCUCUUGAUGAUAACGCUUACAUGGCUUUACUUUGCUUCAAAAAUGGAUCUUUGACUCGCGAAAGAAUACGCGACAGUGCGGCGCAGGGCUCUUGGCAAAUCUUCAACGAGCUACUGGAAAGUACGCCGCGGGGAAAUUUUGGAAAUUUAGGUUUAUACUUCGAUGCACAAGAGAUUUUGCCAUUUGUCAUUGGUGAUCAUCGAUUCAAUAAAGCGAACGAAGAGAUAUCGCGUUACAGUUCAAAGGAGGUGGAAGUAAGAGCCUUGAUCGAAGGGCAAUUCGUUGCAAAAAGAGCUCACGCUGAAGAUUUUGGUUUCGUCAUAGGGCCAAAUACACGUAUUAUCGCGACAGGAGGUGCAUCCACAAAUAAAUCUAUACUUCAAGUUCUUUCCGAUGUUUUUAAUUCACCAGUAUACAUAUCGGAAGUAGCUAAUUCGGCUAUGAUGGGUGCAGCCUAUCAAGCAAAACAUGGUUUAUUGCGAAAUGAAUCCAACUUUGAUGAGAUAACACGCUGCUUACCAGAACCGACACUUGUAUGCCGUCCUUAUAAUGAUGCAGAAACAAUAUACAAAUCAAUGGUUGCACGUUACCGAAAGAUCGUAGAGAAAAUUAAAAAUAAGACAAGUACAAAACAAACUAUAUAAAGGCUAUACAUGAAUAACACAAGAGCAUUUAAAAAAAGAGGCCUUCAUUAAUGCAUCAUAUUAGCUGAAAAUUUAAAAUAAUUGCUGCAUUUAGAGCAGUUUAAUAUUGAUGAUAUUUAUAGUUUUAUUCUAAAAAAUUUUUAUACGAUGCUUUUUCUGCAAUUUUUAGAGGCUUGCUCUUAAAAUUCCCGUAAUGACACUACUUCGAUUUUAAUAAAUGAAUCAAAGGUACUAGAAAUAUCUUGAAUCUCCUAUGCAAACAGCAAUGCUUUUUUAAGAAAUUACUAAGAACCAUUAAAAUGGAAGUAAAAAUACAAAAAAACAUAUAAAUAUUAUUUCGAAUAUUUAUAUUCGAAUAUUUCGAAUAUAUUAAAUAAUCUAGCUAAUUACAAAUCACUAAUACCUUAAUGAUAAAAGUACAAGAUAACCUAAGUGCAAUUCCUAAAAUGAAAGAACUAAACUUAUGUAUAAAAUAAUUUUGUAUUUGUAUAUUUAUAAAUUUUAUUAAUUAUGUAUUAUUAAUUUAUUAAAUGCUAACUUAUUAUAAAAUUAAGAUAAAAGUUAUAAUAAAAAAAAUUUAACUUAA